Messenger RNA from Physcomitrium patens, 5058 nucleotides. The record is from RefSeq and is a predicted model, not a curated record. Lineage: Eukaryota; Viridiplantae; Streptophyta; Bryopsida; Funariales; Funariaceae.
CAAAUAGCAUCUCACUAUUGCAGCUGGUGCACCAAGCAGGAUGAUAGCUCGCGCAGGGAUUUGGAUCAUGAGGGAAUCGCAGGGUCUAGUACAGUGUAAUUUUGUCGGAAUCUCUAGCGAUAUCGCCAAUUUUAGCAUGUCACAUGAUUUUUUUGCUAAAUUCUCUGCACGUUACACUGAUUCCUAAAUUCCUCAGUGCGAGAAUUUCUUUUUUGUGUCUGAGUCGUGCUUCUUGUAAAUAUGCCUCGAAGUCUACGCAGCGUUCAUGUGAAGAAGGUUCAUCAUCAGCUGUCUCUGAAUCUUCUAGUCUACACACACGCUCCUCUUUUCGUAGUUCUAGAGCUCUUAUUCUGCUUCAUGGUUCUCUUCAUAGGUGUUGUCCCCAUGGAGUACCUGUCCUCUAGCUUCUUCCUCGAUGUUGGUUUGAGCGAAGAGUGCCGUGGAUACUACACACACUAGGCACUGAUUGCGCCUGGAAAUUUUAUGUUUUGUAAAGAGUUUUUCUUUUUUCUUUUCCCUUAAAUCUCAUAUCAUGGACUUUCGAAUUUUGUUGGGUUCACCUAGAAGUAUUCUGCUUCAGCUGGUGCUUCUAGGGUUUGGUUCUAGAAGUCUAGUGGAAUCGAACAAUGGACAUUAUUCACCUGAAUUCGGUUGUGUUGUUUCCCUUUUGGCAACACGCAGUAUGAGCGUGGAGAGAACUGGCCGUACAUGAGUGUAAAGCGAGAUGCGUCUCUAGUUCGUCGGGGUGGGUGCUGCAUUUUCGUCCAGGCAGAAAACACCAUGAUCUUGGAAAAUGGUCGGGAGUCUUCUGGGCUUCAUAUUUUGAAGUAGGCGUGUGUCCUCGGAGCGUGCCACCGGGGGUUGAAUGACAAGAAAUGCAAGUUCUAGAAAAAAAAUAAAAAAUAAAAAAAAUAAUAAAAUGAGGAGGACGUUGUGAAGCAAGGAAUCAGACUCGUUAGAAAAGAGUAUUUGAAGGGUAGACUGGUGAAUAGUGCAAAUAAUCUACGCGUGAUUAGCCAUACCGUAAGUGUACAUCGGAUAACAGGAAGUAGUGAUAGCGGGAUCAGUGACAUUUUUGAAAUGUUUUGGUCGCAGCUCUGCAUUUUUGCAAGCCACACCAACCAGUGCCGUGAUGCAUUUCACCGUGUUCCAUGCGAAGGCACGACCUCCCGAUUGGUUAUACAAAUGCAGCGAAAUGUACUCGUCAGUUGAAUUUAGUUGUGUACAUUCUUAAGUUGUCGGCGCGCCAGGUGCAUCGGAGCAGCUAUGGAGAUUUGGACGGCUUUAAUGGUGGAAGCCAGACGUCGGAUAAUUGUGGUUGCAGUUGUAGCCAUCAGCCUUGUCUACAUGAUGUCCUUGACGAGCAACUCAGUAUGGAUCAAUUUACCCAUGACGACCCUUUUCUUAGCUGCUUUGCAUCACAUUUCGUUUGAUAUUGAGAUUCGUUGGAAGCCUCCCCCAACGCAGUUUUCUGUAGCACCACCGCAGCUGCAUCGACGCCAGCUGAGCUGCCAUAAUCCUCUUCUCUCCGAAGCAUUCCAUGCGACUGUUAACAAAUUUGAUUCUGCCAGUGUGGAGGCUGCUGUGAAUGAGCUCACAAGGAGCUUAGUUGAUGAAUGGGUGACUAACCUUUGGUAUUCUUCCGUCACCCCCGACGAAGAGGCGCCGGAGGAACUCCGCAUUUUCAUGAAUGGCAUGAUAGGCGAGGUAGCCCAGCGUGUGAAGCGUGUGAAUCUGAUCACUCUUCUCUCACAGAACUUGGUGGAUCUUGUGGGGUCUCAGUUAGAGCUCUAUCGGCGGAUGAAGGCGAAGAUUGGACCCGACAUAAUUUGCUCACUUUCUACAGAAGAGCGAGACGAGAAGUUGAAACAUGCGAUGCUGUCCUCCCGUGAGCUGCAUCCAGCACUUGUUUCCACAGAAGCUGAGUACAAAGUUUUGAAGAGGCUAACGGGAGGUAUAGUCGCUUUAGUGCUCAAACGACAAGAUGCACAGUGCCGGCUGCUUAGAAUUAUGGCAAGGGAAUUGCUGGUUUGUGUAGUGCUGCGUCCUAUUCUCAACUUGGCGAGUCCUGAGUUCAUCAAUGAAAUUAUUGAAAAUCAGGCAUUAGCUUCGACGGAGAGGGCACGCCGGGCUGCUGAAGAGGCAGCCGAAGCAGCCAAGCAGCGACUUCCGGAUCGGAUAUUGCAGAGGAAGCCUUCUGUUUCGGGUCUAGAGAUGACUUCCUUAGGAAAGUCUGAGUCCACAGGAAGAGGAUUAGAAAUCGUCCCGUAUCAGAAGAGUAAUGAGAGUUUUCCAGUUUCCGUUGAUAGCAUUGGGACGUCUUUCACGGCGCAACAAUCAGUGGAGUCAGAAUCAUUCGAAGAGACUCUACCUGAUGAUGUAGGAGAGUGGGGUCCCAUUCCUCGUAGAGAUUGGGCUCAAGUUCUGGAUGCUGUAACUCAACGCCGAGCACAAGCACUUACUCCAGAGCAUUUGGAUAAUUUAUGGACUAAGGGGAGAAAUUACAAGCAGCGAGAAAGUGAAAAGGUUGCAGCUCUUGCUAGCACCACCCAAAACAAGAAAGACAAUGCUGGAAUAUGUACACUAACUGCCCCAAGCACCAAAGUGCCAACACCAUCAACUGCUUGUAAAGGUAGCCCUGAAAAUUCAGGCCGUGAAGAUAUGGUGGCGACUUCCUUCUCUCUCCUCAGUAAAUCGCUGCCAAGUAAGAAAGAACGCAGCAGCGCAAUCGAGCAGUACAGGGAGCUAUUAUUUGGAGAUUCAAAGGAUGGGGACAAGGGUAUACCUGGUAUAGGAUUCUCGCCGGCUAAAACAGCAUGUCGCAGUUCAGAAGUACCAGAUGGCUCUAGUGCUGCCAAGUUGAGAGUCAGUAGGAAAGGUCUAGAUUUCGCGAAGUGUUGCAGUGAUGAGGGCUCACUGCUUUUCAGUCGAAACGAUGAACCCAUGUCUGAAAAUAACAGGCACGAACCCAAUGCUCGCAAGAAACUGGCAAAGUCAGCUUCUGGGCCACUAAAUUUACAGUGGUCUCCACGACAUUUGUCAUUUCGGAAGUCCAAAAGCAUGGAUGGUGAACGACAUGGGUGGGAGGAGACGGAAGGAGGGCCGAAGGAUGAACUUUUAACUCCGCUGGACGCUGAAGGAGGACCCUUAAGUAGAGGUACGAUCAUAACAGACCGUAUACAGGAGAGCAGCGUGGAGGAAUUUCUUCACCAGUGUCCUAGACCUCAGACUCCGUCCUUGGCUACAGAAUCUACUUCUCAGAUGUUUCUGAAGUGUCGGGCCUUGGGAGCACAUUUUCAGAAAAGUGGAUCUAAGGCAUUUGCGGUGUACACUAUAGAGGUGGCAGAUGCUUACAAUCGAAGCUGGCGUGUUCAAAGAAGGUAUCGCAACUUUGAACAGCUUCAUAAGCGCUUGAAGUAUGUGUCAUCGUACUCUCUUCGUCUACCUCCAAAGAGAUUUCUCUCGUCCAACCUUGACACUAUUUUUGUACGGGAGCGUUGUUUACUUCUUGACAAGUACUUGAAAGAUUUGCUAGCGAUGCCCAGCGUAGCAGGACUGCGUGAUGUGUGGGAUUUCUUUAGCAUCAACUCUCAGCACUACGCGCCUGGCGUUUCACCAUCUAUGAUGAAGACAUUGGCGGGUAUGCUGUCUUUUGUGAAUAUAGAUGGUGUCAAGGACGACUUGUUUCGCCAGAUUCGAGGUAUUUCAGAUGAUAUCUCUGAAGCGCUGAAACUAGCAACAAGUGGAAUCCGGCAAAGGUUACCGUUGGGCAGCGGAGAUCUUUGUCAAAACGUAACUACAAAUAGCACACACCUCAAGACAACCUUGUCCUCUGAGUCGAUGGAAACUCUUUUCGUCCCCGGCAUAGACUUUGGUGGUAAAAUGCUUAGUAAUUCAGCCUUAGGCGAGGAGUAUGAACGAAAUUAUGGGACAAAUCCAAAGAAUUCUGCGGAGGGAGUGGCAUCAGUUGAAUGGCACUCAGAAAGUGAGGUUUCUGGAGAUUUUUUCGAGGCCAAUAUUUCUAAGACUGCAGCCCAUGCAUUUGGUAGCCAAUUGGAUUUGAGGUAUAAUCGGUGGAUCGGAAGGCGAUUAGAAAGUGCUCCUUCGGAUGGACAUUCACCAGUCGAUUCAAUUGCUUCUGAUGUGAUUGGAGAUGAAUUUGAGAUUCCCAACGAGUGGUCGCCGCCAAAAGUUACUGUGCCGAUUCUUAAUUUGGUUGACCAGAUUUUUCAACUUCAAGGUCGUGGCUGGAUCAGACGUCAAGUUCUCUGGAUAGCGAAACAAAUUCUUCAGAUUGGUAUGGGUGAUGCUUUUGACGACUGGUUAAUUGCGAGAUUGCAAUGGCUAAGAAAAGAAGAAGUCGUAGCAUCGGGCAUACACUGGUUGAAGGGGGUGCUCUGGCCAGAUGGUAUAUUUAUUACCAAACAUCCCAAAAAUUCAACGAUCGUUGAGGAUUCCGCAAGAGGAUUUUCUGAUGAUAGUAGAGAAGGGCAGCAGCAUCCGCCACUUAAUUCAUUUGAGCAAAGGCAGGAGGCUGCGCGACGAGCUGAAGUUGUGCGAGAGAUCAUCCUUGACAAAGCACCUGCUACAUUAGUCAGUAUUAUCGGCAAGAAACAGUAUACAAGCUGUGCGAAUGACAUAUAUUACUUCUCUCAGGCUAGUGUGUGCAUGAAGCAACUGGCUUACAACCUUUUGGAAACGGCAUUGCUCGCAACGUUCCCGGAGCUUCAUGAUUUGGUUCUUGAUGUCCGGAGCACCGUUAUAUUACGAUCGUAACAUGAUGAUGCACCAUGCAAAUAAUACCUAUGAAAUUCUCAGGGCUGUAUUCACAAUGAGUGCAAUUGAAAAAGAGCUCAAUCUGAAUCCUAGUAAGAGUUCCUAAAUUAUGGUUAUUCUUUUCUUUUGAGUCUCAGCAGCUGAGACCAUCACUACCAUAUCUGGUUCAUUACACCCCGAAAGUAGGUAAAGAUUUCUCGAAUGUAAAUGUAACGUUAUAUUUAGGUCAAUCUAUAUGGAGGGUUGCUUUCUUUGGUACCUUUUCUCUUAUCAUUGCAAAUA